Messenger RNA from Prinia subflava (tawny-flanked prinia), 2585 nucleotides. It is a transcript of the gene CD79B, whose product is annotated as CD79b molecule. NCBI's taxonomy places the organism in Eukaryota, Metazoa, Chordata, Aves, Passeriformes, Cisticolidae. The transcript is spliced from 6 exons. Gene Ontology annotation, cellular component: external side of plasma membrane; B cell receptor complex; membrane. The record is from RefSeq and is a predicted model, not a curated record. Bases 70 to 747 code for a protein of 225 amino acids. Gene Ontology annotation, biological process: B cell receptor signaling pathway; B cell differentiation. Gene Ontology annotation, molecular function: transmembrane signaling receptor activity.
GGUGGUGGGAGCAGCCGCUGUUUCUGCAGAAGCACAGGUCGGGUGUUUGCCUGCCCUGGGUACUGAGAUAUGGCUGAUCCGGGCACGAGGCUCUGGCUGCUCCCGGUGACCCUGUGGCUGCUGGCUCUGCUCGUAGGUGGGAUCUCAGCAGACAAGAGCAGUGCCGGGAACAGCACAGGUGCCAAGUGUCCCCCGGUGUACCAGAACCUGCGGUACGUGGCCGUCAAGAAGAACAUGCCCAUCUAUCUCAUCUGCUACUCCCAGGACCCCCAGGUCAUGCAGUGGUACAAGACAGCAGAGGACAGGGAUGACCUCUCUGUGCUGAACCAGACCACGCCCAGCUACAGCAUCGAGAGGACGAACGCCUCCAUCAACCUCACCCUCUUCAGGGCCACCAGCCAGGACAAUGGGAUCUAUGUGUGUGACAGGAAGGGCCUGGUGCAGAAGGAGAAGCUGCACUCGUGUGGGACAGAGCUCCGGGUCAUGGGUACCAGCAGCAUCCAGCAGGUCCAGAACAGGAACACGCUGAAAGACGCCAUCAUCAUCAUUCAGUCCAUCCUGCUCGUCAUCUUCAUCAGCAUCCCCAUCCUCCUCUUCCUAGAUAAGGGUGAAGAAAAGAAAACCCCAGAGGAGGACCACACUUAUGAGGGGCUGGAGGUGGAGCAGAUGGCCACCUACGAGGACAUCACUCCUUUCCGGGACGUGAAGGCCAAGUGGGCAGUGGGGGAGCACCCAGGUGAAGAGUGAGGGAUCCUGUGCCCUCUGCCAGGCCCUGCCAGCACCCUGCCAGCCCCUGUGGGGACAGAUCCCCUGGAGCACGGCUCUGCCUGGAUCCCGAGCUGCAAACACCUGCACAGCCCAGCCCAGGGCUGGGAUCCUGCUGCCCUGGGGUUCUCCCGUGUCCAGGCUGUGUCUCCGAGGCUGCCCUGCCCCAACUGUCACUGUCCCCACUCCACUGACCAACCCCUAAAGCCUCUGUAGAAAUUAGGAGCCACCUGUGAUUCCCCCAGUAGCAAACUGGUCCCACAGCCCGGGGAGCCCCACAUCCAGCACUGAGCUCCUGCCUGGUCAGUGCCAUGGAAGGACUGGGAAUGAGGGAUCUGCUCCAACCCCACCACCCUGGGAAGGCCAGGACCAGGCACUACAUGGACACUGCCAACAGCACCAUGUGGGUGUUGUGAGAAGCAAAUUUGGGGCCACACUUCAGCUGUCAAAGCCCUGGCUGUGUCCAUAGGCCCAGCUGGCAGAGGUCUGAGGUGGAGGAUCCCCCAAAAGCACCUCUUUUUCUCCAAAGACUAUGGAAAAACUGGGGAGAAAGGUCUCACCCAAAGGCUUGCUGCUCCCCAGGCAAGAGCUGGCCCCUGUCACAAGGUCAUCCUCAUGGUGAGGGGCAGGUGUGACCUCAGAACAUCUGGGAAAGUUGUAAACUGUGGGACACAAACCUCCAACUGCUUUUAAAGUCCUAAUAAAUGUAAUGGGUAAAUCCUCAUCCUUCUCCAUCCUGCUGUGCCCAUUCCAGGUAACCCUGGUGCCAAUUUCCUGGGAAUAACUAGCAGCUUUUUGGAUCCAGCUUAGCUGGAAACCAAACUUCACCUCUUCAAACUUCACCCCGAGGGCAGGCAGGGAUGGAGAACCAAGAGCAAAUGUGAGGCACCCCGUAGAGACCCUCAACAGUCCCAAAACAUCAGCUUGGGAUGGGACAAAGAGAAUCACCAGGAUCCAAAGCAGGAGAACAGGGCCCAGGACCAGCAGCUCCAUUCUCAGCUAGAUCUGGUCUUGAAGGAGAAGCUAAAAAACAACUGGAGACUGGGUUUGUAAUUAAGUUAUCUUGGCAUGGCAGCAGCAGCUGAGGGUGGUGAGCUCAGGUUCAGCCAGGCACCCAAACUGGGCUGGGGGCACAGCUGGGGUGGGAGCUUGGCUGGACGAGGGUGACAAGGACAUUAUGGCUCAAACUGUCCCCUCUCAGAGGGCUCAAGGCCUCUGUGUCCUGAUGGUUCACAAUAUUUUGGGCUCCAAGCAGCUCCUGCGACUGCUCUACACCCCCAAAACAGCAAGAGAAGGGUAAAAUUCUAAGCAAAAAGGGCUUUUCAGAAGUAACAGGAUAGUUCUUUACCAGUCAAGCACUUCUGUGGAAAACUGGAAUUCAUUUUAAACAGCACAAAACCAGCAUUUUAAAAUUGAUAUUUCUAGUUAAAUAAAGCUAUCCCAAAUUAGUUCUGCCACACAUAUAUAAGAGUUAUUUAAGCAUAUUUUGCUUAUAAAAUGAGUUAAUUUUAAAAAGGAGCAUUCACAGGGAGAGAAAAGAACUGGCUGUUCCUGAUUUCCACAUUUGCCAAGAUUUUAGGACUAGCAGAGCUCAUCCCUCCAUUCCUUGUUUUCAAUAUCCAAAUGGAAGAUGGAAGGUUUUUCUGGCCUUCCCAGCUCCAGAUUCCUCAGAUCUGUGUAAACAACUCACUCAAGUGACUGAACAGAAUAACAGAAAAAAUAAAAUUUGCUGUUUGCACCUGGUGAGGAACCACUGAUGUCAAAAGCAGUUUUUUGACCCCAGUCCUCUGCUGCUCCCUCAGCCCAGGGCUUUGGCCUCC